AUGGCAGAGGACGAGCCACAGAAGCCUCAGCUCGAGAUGCCGCUGGUCCUGGAGGAGUUCCUGACCAAGCAGAUGAGGCUGCGUGUGGAGAGCCUGAAGCAGCGUGGGGAGAAGCGCCGGGAUGGCGAGAAGCUGCUGCAGCCAGUCGAGUCUGUGUACCGCCUUGACUUCACCCAACAGCAGAAGCUGCAGUUUGAGCGCUGGAAUGUCGUGCUAGACAAGGUGGGCAAGGUCACCAUCACAGGCACCUCGCAGAUCUGGACACCCGACCUCACCAACCUCAUGACACGCCAGCUGCUGGACCCCGCCGCCAUCUUCUGGCGCAAGGAGGACUCGGAUGCCAUGCAUUGCAAUGAGGCCGACGCCCUGGAGUUUGGGGAGCGCCUGUCGGACCUGGCCAAGAUCCGCAAGGUCAUGUACUUCCUCAUCACCUUUGGCGAGGGUGUCGAGCCCGCCAACCUCAAGGCCUCGGUGGUUUUUAACCAGCUCUGA
Molecule: messenger RNA, 492 nt
Organism: Trichechus manatus latirostris (Florida manatee)
Lineage: Eukaryota; Metazoa; Chordata; Mammalia; Sirenia; Trichechidae
Gene: OMP
Product: olfactory marker protein
Exons: 1
Coding region: 1-492 (163 amino acids)
Biological process (GO): sensory perception of smell; signal transduction
Cellular component (GO): nucleus; cytosol; neuronal cell body
Source: RefSeq, a predicted model, not a curated record